AGGUAGUGAAAGCGUUUCCUCGCUUGCCUCGGUUUCAGCCAAAUUUUCACUAUACUGUAGUAGCCGCUGUCAAAGUAUCUUUGCAUUUGGCCUGGAGCCUCCCAUACCGGCUGAGACUUGUAAGCCCCUUCUUCCACUGACCGUCUUACGCCGACGCGCCAUGAAAACAAACCACUCUUUCACUGUCGAGGAGCGGAACGUGGUCUCAGGCACUCAUCAGCCUCCGCCCCGUCGCAGUCGGCUGAAGCAAACACACUGGCGCAGCCACAGCAAUCGCUCCCUCCCUCCGCUGUCUGCCUGGCUGCCUCCGCCACCACCGCCAUGGACCGCCCACGGAGGACUCCGACAUUCUCAUUGCCCGACGCCGUAUUGACUUGAGGCCGGGCGAGACGCGACCCCGUGCGGCCACUGGUUCCGCCUGGUGCGCCUCAAGACCUCAGCGCGACCGCCGCCCGAGUCGCGAUGUGGGCUUGGGAACCGGUCAGGCAGAAUGGUAUCUCCACCCGUGACCGGAGGAAGCUCCGGGCUCGCGAAUAAUGUCGGUCAAUUUAACCCUCCGACGGCCUGCGCGGUGUGAUGCGUCGUCGUCUGCGCGAGUUCUCUGUGUGAUCGAGCCUCCAUGAUCUCUUUACAAUCAUAAGUCGGAGAGCCCAGCGAAGCGCUGAACCCCCGCCGUCUACUCGUCGACACUACGCUCCGUCAUAGACAAAUCAUGCUCAUCCGGACACCCAUCGAGUCAGGCAAGCACCGCCUUCUCGCGUGCGAACGAAAGAUAAUAGUCGGCAUCGACUUCGGCACCACGUACUCGGGCGUCGCCUGGGCAGAGACCCAACGACCCGACAGGCGUGUCGCUGUGUCCGCAUGGCCCAUCAGCAGGUCGGCCCGCGAGGGCGAGUCCUCGGAUAAGGUGCCCACGAAACUGAGAUACACCAAGGGCGGCCACGUACAAUGGGGUUUCGCCAUCCCAGACACGGCGCCGCAGGACGAGGUGAUGGAGUGGUUCAAGUUGUACUUGGAUCCUUGUCUGGAAAAGACCAGCCAACUGGUCGCGGCCGAUACAGGCCGUGAGACCAGCAGCGCUGACGAACUCGUCACCGACUACAUGUCUGCCCUGAACGAGCAUCUCCUGUACACCCUCCGCGAGAAGCUUGGAGACGCCGUGGUAAAAACCACGCCCCUGGAGUUCGUCGUGACGGUGCCAGCCAUAUGGAGCGACAUGGCCAAGGACCGGACGAGGAAAGCGUGUCAGAGGGCCUUCGGUGGUCCUUCAUCGGCCAGCUGUCUAGUCCAUCUAGUCUCAGAGCCGGAGGCUGCCGCCAUAUACGCGUUGCACGGCCUCGACCACCACGGCCUGCGAGUUGGCGACACCAUCACCGUCGUUGACGCUGGCGGCGGUACAGUAGACUUGAUAUCGUACACGAUCACGGGGCUGAAGCCGAUCCUGCAGGUCCAGGAGGCGGCGCCUGGGUCCGGUGCGCUUUGCGGUUCAGCCUUUCUCAACAUGCGCUUCGCCAAUUAUCUCAGGGUCAAACUAGGGAAAGAAGUUGGUUUUGACGAGGAAGUCCUAUCCGAAGCCGUGGAGGCUUUUGAGAGGAAAAUCAAGCGCCAAUUCACGCUCGGCACCGAUCCGAACGACUCGUUCGCCGUCCCCGUAGGCGGCAUGGCCAACAACAAGGCUCUGGGUAUCGCACGCGGACGUUACGCCAUGAAAGCCUCUGACCUCUCCAUCAUCUUUGAGCCGGUCGUUCUCGAGGUCAUCAAGUUGAUCAAGGAUCAAAUAUUCGCCAGCGGCGCCGCGCCAGUCAAGGCCGUCCUCCUCGUGGGCGGUUUCGGCGCCUCGCAGUAUCUCAAGGAGCGUGUCCGCGACGCCAUCGUCGACCGCCGCAUCCAGAUCCUGCAACCGCCAAACGCCUGGCAGGCCGUGGUGCAGGGCGCCGUCAUGAAGGGCCUCGCCGACAGCGCGCCCGAGCAGCUCACCAUGGUGCAGGUGAGGAACCGCCAGGCGAGGAAGCACUAUGGCACCGAGUGGAGGACAAAGUACGACCCGAAGCUGCAUUCACACCUGAGGAGUAGACGACAUUGGUGCGGCCUCGAAGGCUGCUACAAGGUGUACGGCAUGGAGUGGUUCAUCCGACGGGGCGAUCGAGUCUCCGAAAACGAGCCUUUUUUCACCUCCUUUGUCUGGACCGGCCUGGUAAGCCAAGGGCGCAUCCAAAAGAUCAAGAUGGACAUAUACUGCGACGCCGACUGCGCCCCGAGAGACGCACCCGUCACGCGCGACGAUCGCGUCCGGCUCCUCGCCCGCGUCGAGGCAGACGUGAGCCACAUCCCCGAGCGCCUACUCGAUCGCCGCCGCGGCCGUGACGGGCAAUGGUACUACGUCCUCCGGUGCAGGAUCGAGGCCGUCUACCUCUCCGCGUCGACGACGUACACGCUGUUGUAUAAGGACAAGCGGUACGACACUGUAACUUGCGAAUACGUCUAGACGUACAAUUAGAGCUAGACCAGCCACAAGCCGGCGCUGAUUAUCCGCCACGGUUCCGAGAACGAUGCCUCAGGAACAAGGGCCCGUAGACAAAAGGCAAACAAGUAGCCGCCUCACACGAGACGGAGAAAGCAGUACACAGGAG
Messenger RNA from Purpureocillium takamizusanense, 2630 nucleotides. RefSeq lists its product as uncharacterized. The record is from RefSeq and is a predicted model, not a curated record. Lineage: Eukaryota; Fungi; Ascomycota; Sordariomycetes; Hypocreales; Ophiocordycipitaceae. The transcript has 5 exons. Gene Ontology annotation, molecular function: ATP-dependent protein folding chaperone; ATP binding. The coding region runs from base 713 to 2485 and encodes 590 amino acids.